Messenger RNA from Aureobasidium melanogenum CBS 110374, 1350 nucleotides. RefSeq lists its product as uncharacterized. The record is from RefSeq and is a predicted model, not a curated record. NCBI's taxonomy places the organism in Eukaryota, Fungi, Ascomycota, Dothideomycetes, Dothideales, Saccotheciaceae. The transcript has a single exon. The coding region runs from base 1 to 1350 and encodes 449 amino acids. Gene Ontology annotation, biological process: lipid metabolic process.
AUGGCUCGCACCGUUGAUCCCUACUUGACAGGACCUGAUUUGGUCGUUUCCAAGAACCUCCUCCAGGACUUACAAGCAUUGGCAGCACCAGCAGGUCAAGAUCCUGCAGAUGAUGAUAAGGACAUCAAGCAACUCCUUGCAAUCAAUGAUCCUAACAGUCCAGACUUUGUACCAACUGUCUUCACAACAUGGGACGACAAGGAUCUCAAUCCUACGAUCAACGAGUAUCUGGUCAAGCCAUACACUAAGAUUGCCAUGGGAAUCGUGCGCCACCCGACAGAUGUCGUCUUCCUAACGCAUAUUAUCCUGUACAUGACUGUCAAUCUGGCAAGCGCUGCAUACCUCUACUAUGAUUUCCAUUGGUAUCAUGGUGUGAUACAUACCGUAUACACUGUCUGGUGUGCCGGCGCUUUUACUCUGCUCAUGCAUAAUCACAUCCACAACGGAGGUGUCCUGAAGAAGAAAUAUGCAUGGUUCGAUCUCACCUUCCCUUAUGUGUUGGAACCGCUUAUGGGCCACACAUGGGAUUCAUACUAUUACCACCACGUUAAGCACCACCAUGUCGAGGGCAACGGACCGGACGACCUUUCCUCAACUAUCCGCUACCAGCGCGAUUCGCCAUUCGACUUUGCAUGCUAUGUCGGACGCUUCCUUUUCUUCAUCUGGGCCGAACUGCCUUUGUACUUCCUCCGUAAGGGCAAGUCUAGAUUGGCACUCCAAUCAGGUGUAUCAGAGAUGGCCAACUACGCUUUCUUCUACUUCAUGGCGACCAAAGUCAACUUCGGUGCAUCCAUGUUUGUCCUCUUGCUUCCGUUCAGCAUCAUGCGUAUCGGACUCAUGGUCGGCAACUGGGGACAGCACGCUCUUGUUGACGAAGUGGAUCCUGAUUCGGAUUUCAGAAGCAGCAUCACUCUCAUUGAUGUACCCAGCAACCGCUUCUGCUUCAACGAUGGCUAUCACACUGCUCAUCAUCUCAAUCCUCGCCGUCACUGGAGGGAUGCACCUGUCCAUUUCCUUCAGAGUAAGGAAGCAUACAGCAAUGGCCGUGCGCUCGUCUUCCACAACAUCGAUUACCUGAUGUUGACCGUCAGAGUGCUUCAGAAGCAAUACCUCUACCUUGCCGAAAACUGCUUAAUACCAAUCGGCGAUCAGACCAAGAUGUCGAAGCAAGAGCUUGCAGAUAUGUUGCGUACAAAGACAAAGGCAUUCACGGAGGAAGAUAUCAGACAGAAGUUUGGUAUCAAGGCUAGAUCGGGCAGAAAGAGUGGAUGGAUGGCUUGGACAGAGAAGGUUCUUGGUCGCUUUUCUGGUUCGGUCUCAGCUCCCAUGGUCAAAGAGUCGACCGAGUAG